CAGUUGCAGCUCGUUGAUUGGUGGAGGCGGCGUGGGCGGGGCCGGCUGAAAGGGCCACGCCCCCUCGCGAGGCUUACCUGCGUCAAAGCCUGAGGCUGCUUCAUUUGGAAGAGGAGGAAGGGUCUGGGUUGCCUGAGCCCAGGUACAACAAUGGAUCUUGUCCUGGCCUGUGCAGAUAGCUCCGUUUUGACACCGUAUGUCUAUCCAGCAACAUGGCUGGAAGAUUCUCCUGUUCGACAGCUGCUCAGUCUCUUUGUCAUAACCAACCUCGGUGCACUUGUAAUUUAUCUGCUCUUCGGCAGCCUCAGCUACUAUUUCAUAUUUGAUCACUCGCUAAAGAACCAUCCUCAGUUUUUAGAGAAUCAAGUGCAACGUGAGAUAAAACACACGCUCAAAUCUUUGCCAUGGAUCAGUGUCCCUACUGUUGCCAUCUUCUUUGCUGAAGUCAGAGGCUACAGCAAGCUCUAUGACAACAUUGAAGACUCUCCUUACGGGUGGUUUGGUGUUAUCGUCAGCAUGCUGUCUUUUCUCUUCUUCACGGAUAUGUGUAUUUAUUGGAUUCAUCGAUUUCUCCAUCAUAAAUUCUUCUAUAAGCGUUUCCAUAAACCGCACCAUGCAUGGAAGAUACCGACUCCAUUCGCAAGUCAUGCUUUCCACCCUGUUGAUGGCUUCCUUCAAAGCACCCCUUAUCACAUCUACCCGUUCUUUUUUCCUCUGCACAAGGUGACCUAUUUGGGCCUCUACAUCUUUGUCAAUAUCUGGACAAUCUCCAUUCACGACGGGGACUACCGUGUUCCUUUCCUACUGAGGGAGGUUAUCAAUGGGUCUGCCCAUCACACGGAUCACCACUUGUACUUUGAUUAUAAUUAUGGCCAGUAUUUCACACUCUGGGAUAGGAUAGGAGGCUCAUACAAAAACCCUUCCUCUUUUGAAGGGAAAGGUCCUCACGAUUGCUUGAAAAAGCUGAAAGAAAGCAAACUGAACAAUUUGAGAAAUGGCCAUGGAGAGGAGAAAAUAUUAGGAGACAACUUUAAAAAUAAAUAGGCUGAAUACCAUGUGUGCAUAAAGAACUGUAUAUGAAUAGCAUUCCCCUCUCCUAUAGCAUCACCUGGUGAUGAAACCAUGAUAUUCUGUAAAGAGGACCCUGCUUGGAGAAGCAGAAAGAAAUAAGAUCUAUGUGCUGAACGAUGCCUUUGCUGUUGAUAACUAAUGGAGAAACCGUACUUCUUGAUUUCAGUGAUGAUAUGUUAAUUCCAAGAGUGGUCCUUGCUUGAUACAUAGGAAAUGAAACCUGACAUUAUCCUCUUGCCAUCGGAAUGAAACUAUAAUGCUAAUGCUCAGACUUGCUGCAUAAUGCUAAUGCUGGGAGUCUCACAUCUAUACUUAGCCGUAGGUCACUUGUAAUUCCAGUAAGAGGGUGCAAAUUGCUGUUGUACAGCUAAUGGACUAUACUGUAUUAAUGAAGGUAUGUAGAAUUGGGAUAGGGUCACAUGAUAACUUCAUUGUAUAUUCCUUUCAGAGUAGGUAUCAACUCUUUUAAAUGGGGCACUAGUUUUCCAAGUGCACCAUUCUAUCAAGGAGUGAGAUACUAAGAAUAAUAGCCUCUUGUGGAGUACAGUAUGUCCAGAAGGAUGUCCAAAUGUGUGUGUGUGUUUAAAUUGUCAGGAGAUUUACAACAAGUUGAUAGUAUGCCUGGGUAUUGUGUCACUGAUGUGGUAGAAUGGACACUUGUAGGGUAUUUUAAUAUCCCUUACCCAAGAGCGUCACAGCAGGAGAAGUAAAAUAUAGGAACUAUGAAGGAUUUUCCAAGAUGCUUUCAGAAUACUUUGAGUUGUUGUUCUUGGUUUAUGUUAAAAACAUAAGCAGAAUCUCUUUGUGGAGUUGGCUCCAGUACUUUACAGACUGGCAGUAGCUGCCCUACCCCUUGGAUUCAAUCUACCAGUAAAUUUAUUUUCAGUAAGGCUUUCAUAGGAGACUGUUUUGGUGCAUUUUUCUUAGCAGAUUUUCCCGAGCUGUCUGCUUAGCUUUGUCUCCCUUCAACAUGUGUAACUUUGAAGUCUAAGCACCAAAAGACUAAUUUAAACAGCCAAACUUUCACUGUGCAAUGUCCUUACUGCUUUGAUAAAGACAAAUGCAUUUUGUCGAGUUCUGGAGACAAUGCAAAAAGGAGUUCUGUUUGAUAAUUAUAUCUUCUGAAGGAUUUGGGUGUGUGUGAGUUAAACCAGGUAGACUGUGGAAGCUGUCUUUCCUUUAAAAAUAUUUUCAGGAGAUGAAAGCAUGAUUGCUAUUAAUGUUACAUAUGCUUACAAAAUUAUCUGUAGUCAGUGAGAAGGAAGAGUGUGUUCUUCUCUUAUAAAGCCGUGGGUGUUUUGUUUUGUUUUGUUUUAAAUUACAGGAGUAAACUAGAAGGUAAGUGUGUUUCCCUGCAUCUAGAACUUUCUCAUUAUUCUCCAAGGAGAUUUUAAAACCAAACCUCUCUGGGGGAGAGAACAAAGGCAAACAACAGGGUCAUGGUUUGAGGCAUGGAUGGUUACCGUACUUUUUUUCUGGGUCUUUGACAUGGGCAGCCCCUGGAAACCACAAGUUCAUUGCACCUGGAAUAUUCCUCCUUUUAUUUAUUUCUCCCUCCCCAUCCCUGGGAUUCAUCCCCUCUAUCCAUGAGAAGUAGAUAAGGUCUCAAAUACUAAUUAUAGAUAUCUACCACAAAUACACUUCUCACCAGAGACUGGACUUUUUGUUUUUAAGCUGUUCAGUCUAUUGCGUGCACAUGGAAAUGUGUUGCUAGGAAUCAGGUGGAAAGAUUGUCUGCAAAAACACCUUUGCAGCACAUGGCCUUGUUGUCGAUCCCAAUGGUCCCUGCAAAUGUACAUUUACCCCUCUGUUAUCUACAUCCCUAUAGAUGCCAAAGGCUGAAUUCAGAAUGUUUAAAUGAAUGUUUUCCCUUUAUUACUGCUCUGCACAGAAUUGUGAUGAAUAACUUUGCCCUGCCAAAGGAGCUCAGCACCCUGGCCGAGGUCUAAGGGUAUCUAUCCUUCUAUAUCCAAAAUGAACAGAAUUGGGAGGUUUACCCUACUCCCUCUCCUGUUGCAGCCCUCCAGAGCACCAAAAUCCUGCUCCAAAGUGGUUCCCAGACUUUCAGAGAGAGAUGCCAGGAAAUAUGGGCAACUGUAAAUUGGGGAUCACCAAUUCUGACAGAAGCACUGGAUGUGGAAGGUGUACACCACUGGAUCCUGGCCCCUGUGUUUUUCCUUUUAAAAUCCUCAUGUUCUUCAAUGUUGAAGCUACAUCACAUACACACAUGCAUAGGUUGUGUGUGACUCAGGGUAGGGAUUUGUGAAAACCAAGAACUGGAAAAGGGACCGCUGGUGCCAUGAAGUAUUCAUUUAAUUGUUGCCAUAGAGAUGUCAGCUGGCUUGAUGUGGAGCAAAUAGGACAAGGAACGCAAUGAGAGAAUCUUGUUUUCUUUUUCUUUUUUUAUCAAUCGCGAAGCCUGUGAGAAAUGUGUGCAGCCUCCUGCUGCUUGUGCCAAAGGAACAUGUUUGCUGAAAGGAUUCAAAACUAACCCUACCUAGAUCCAUCUUGGUUUUGAUGGUUAAGUCAAAUAUUCUGCCUGAAACUUUCUGAACCUUACAGCCAUGGAACAAACUAAAAUGGACAAGGUUUUGCAUGUUCUUGUUUGUAAAUGAACAUGAUAUCCUAAUGCUUGUGAAUGGGGGUUGAUCUUUGUCCAUCAUUCAUACUAAUGCGUGUGGGGGUUUUUUUGUUUUGUUUUUUGGUGAUAAAUAAUAAAAGGUGAACUUUCUGAUUUA
Sceloporus undulatus (fence lizard) is the source of this 3809-nucleotide messenger RNA. RefSeq names its product sterol-C5-desaturase (gene SC5D). NCBI's taxonomy places the organism in Eukaryota, Metazoa, Chordata, Lepidosauria, Squamata, Phrynosomatidae. Bases 151 to 1044 code for a protein of 297 amino acids. The record is from RefSeq and is a predicted model, not a curated record. Gene Ontology annotation, molecular function: oxidoreductase activity; iron ion binding. The transcript has 5 exons.